Molecule: messenger RNA, 3029 nt
Organism: Cynara cardunculus var. scolymus (artichoke)
Lineage: Eukaryota; Viridiplantae; Streptophyta; Magnoliopsida; Asterales; Asteraceae
Product: protein RRP6-like 2
Exons: 14
Coding region: 159-2885 (908 amino acids)
Biological process (GO): exonucleolytic trimming to generate mature 3'-end of 5.8S rRNA from tricistronic rRNA transcript (SSU-rRNA, 5.8S rRNA, LSU-rRNA); nuclear polyadenylation-dependent snoRNA catabolic process; poly(A)-dependent snoRNA 3'-end processing
Cellular component (GO): nuclear exosome (RNase complex); nucleolus
Molecular function (GO): 3'-5'-RNA exonuclease activity; nucleotide binding; nucleic acid binding
Source: RefSeq, a predicted model, not a curated record
AUUUGCUGCGAGAAAACACACGUUCUUCACUUCCCUCAACAUUACAAAGGAUCCCUAAACCCUAACCGCCUAACGUUUCUCCCCCCCAAAACCCCUCUCUUUCAAUGGCCUAAUUAAAACCCUCUUCCGAAACAGAUUUUCUUCAUCAAGAUUCAGAUAUGGAUCCAUCGCUCAUCCAAGAAGCCCAAACCCAAAAAUCAUCAGCAAAAGCUGAAGCAUUAAGACACUUGUCUUCUACCACAAAAAUCCCUUCCUUCUCUUCUUCAAUAUCAAAGCUAUCCGGGUCUGUAAGAGGCAUUCCAUGCAAUAAAGAUUUUCAUUUCUACUUCAACUUUGAAGAAUUCAAGAUCCCAAUUCAAGGAAUCGCUAAAAACUCCCAUUCUAUUCUUGAAACAAUUGGGUCAUCAGCCGAGCAAUUAUGGGGCAAAAAGCAGACGGGCUUUCCUAAUGGUGAUCUUGAUGAUGAUGAUGAGGCUUAUGAUUGGUUAGUUAAUUUUAACGACGAGCUGUUUGAAAGGUUUGAUGCUUCUGUUGAUGAGUUCAAGAAGAUCAGAAAUAAAGAAGAGGAAACAGGUGUUAGGGUUUUGAAUGCAAUGGAUGAGGAUGGGUUUCAGUUGGUUCAGGGCAGGAAAAAGAAAGUGUUUGAUAAAGAUUUACUAGCUAACAAUAGCAUUACAAGUAGUAGUGGUGAUAAUAAUCUGGGUAAUUCAUCGUCUGUGAAGGUUGUUUCCAGGGAUAGUAAUGCGAUGGGGACACCAAAGGCGAAAGUUUCGUUUCAUAUAGCAUCAAUUAGGAGGCCACAGGAUGAGUACAAGAUACUGGUCAACAAUUCUAACCAGCCAUUUGAACAUGUUUGGUUGGAGAGAAGUGAAGAUGGGUCCAAGUUUAUACACCCAUUGGAGAAACUUUCGAUCAUGGAUUUCAUUGAUAAGACGGUAAGCGAUGUAGAGCUUGUAAAACCACCUCCGGUGGAAAGUACAUCGUUCAAGCACGUACAAGAAGUAAAAGAUUUGAAGGAGCUAGCUGCUAAAUUGCGUGAUGCCAAUGAAUUUGCGGUUGAUUUGGAACACAAUCAAUAUCGAUCUUUUCAAGGUUUGACUUGCUUGAUGCAAAUAUCUACAAGAACGGAAGAUUUUAUCGUGGAUACAUUGAAACUACGAAUCCACAUUGGUCCUUAUCUGCGAGAGGUUUUUAAAGAUCCUACCAAAAGAAAGGUUAUGCAUGGAGCCGAUCGCGAUAUUAUAUGGCUGCAGCGGGACUUUGGCAUAUAUGUUUGCAAUAUGUUUGAUACUGGACAGGCCUCGAAGGUGUUAAAAUUGGAGAGGAAUUCUCUAGAGUAUCUGUUGCGAUACUAUUGUGAGGUUGCCGCAAAUAAAGAAUACCAAAAUGCGGAUUGGCGAUUGCGUCCACUGACUGAUGAAAUGCUGAGAUAUGCUAGAGAAGACACACAUUAUCUUCUGUAUAUAUAUGAUGUUAUGAGAAGAAAGUUGCUUUUUUCAUCAACAGAUCCGGACUGUCCUGAAGCACCUCUUGUAGAGGUAUACCAACGCAGUUAUGAUCUAUGCAUGCAGCUCUAUCAGAAAGAGAUGCUGACAGAGAACUCGUAUCAAAGCAUUUAUGGGUUGCCUGCUGCUGAUCUCAACAGUCAACAAGUUGCUAUUGUUGCAGGACUUUAUGAGUGGAGAGACGUUAUUGCUCGUUCAGAAGAUGAAAGUACCGGUUAUAUAUUGCCUAACAAAGUUCUUAUUGAAGUUGCAAAGCAAAUGCCGGUGACACCUGGGAAAUUGCGUCACGUAAUGAAGUCCAGACACCCGUAUAUUGAGCGCAACCUUGGUUCUGUUGUUAGCGUAAUCAGGCAUUCUAUGCAGAAUGCAGAUGAAUUUGAAGAGGCUGCCAAGAAACUGAAGGAAGAUCACAUUAGAAUGGUGGCUGCACGAAAUGCUAAAAUUGCUAAUGCUGAAGAAACAGCAGAAGUUGCAGGAAGCGAAAGUAUUAGUAAUGCUACUGAAGGCGACUCUUUUGAAAAAGAAGUCGGAAAUUUUAUUGCUGGAGUAAACCAAAACAAUAAAUUGGACGGCUCUUCUUCUUCCAGAGUAAGUAUCGAGGUUCAGAAGAAGCCAAGUCGUGCCUUUGGAGCGAUGUUCGGAAACACAGCAGGAAAGAGGAAGUUCAAUGUUGAAUCAAAGGCAACGGAGGAGAUUAAGGUCGAACAGAUCAAAUCUUCUGUGUACCUCCCAUUUCAUUCUUUUGCCAAUAAACCUGAGCCUUCGGUGAAGGAAUCCGCUAAAUCUCAAGAAAUUUCAAAUGUUGAAGAACCCCCUAAAGUUUUGCCAGCUACACCAAGCUCUAAACCGGAAAACGACAUCAUUUUGCUGGAAUCUGAUUCUGAUGCCGAGGACGAGAAUCCGGCGAGUGCUGCAGACUCAAUGGCUGCUGAUGAUCAGAGCGCCGAGACCAAGAAGGAAGAUGAAGACAAUGUGAUAUUGUUGGAUUCCGAUUCUUGUUCUGAUGAACCGAAUCAGGGGGAAGAAAAAGAUGCAGGUGAGGAGACCAUGUCACUGUCGGAUCUAUCAUCGAGCUUCCAGAAGUGCGUAAAGACUGCUGAUGAGAAAAGAAAGUCGCACCAGGAGGAUGAAAGUUCGGCGGGGCUGGUUAAGGUGACACCGUUUGAUUAUGCAGCGGCUAGGAAAGAAGUGAGGUUCGGGGAAGAUGGUUYAGAUGGGUCCGAAGRGGRAGAUGGUAAACAAGGUAAGCRUGAAAGGAAGAAGGCGRGUGGUGGUGCUCGRAAAAAYGYYRCUGCUGGUGAAAGAAGCRGAGAUUUCYAGCURGGUAGGCRGCKYCAGGCUUUUCCRGCAACYRGUAACYGGAGUUYAAYUUUCCGGUGAAUGUUGYSUGGGGAGACAUCAUGUUGUUUGAUUCUAUGUAGGAACUUUUAUGAACUUUCACCAAAGAAACUUGAUUGACAAAAUGAACAUCCAAAGUUAUUUGAAUCGGGUUUCUUUGGAGUUGAUUUCGAUGGGAUUUUGCCU